CAACCUUUUGGAUCCUCAUUCCUCACCUACCCCACCUCGGACCUCACACCUUAAAUCUACGAUCACUCGCUUCCCAACGCCGCCCCUCGCCACACUCUCUCGCCACGCUGUUGAAAGCCCUUUUGAUUCUAGUUUCGCUCGUUUCCCUUUUAAUUAGGCCUCAAUCAGAUGUCUAAGGUUUUUACUUUGGCUGAGGUUUCUCAGCACAACACCAACAAGGACUGUUGGCUAAUCAUUGGUGGCAAGGUUUACGAUGUGACUAAAUUCUUGGACGACCAUCCUGGUGGUGAUGAAGUUUUGGUGACUGCAACAGGUAAGGAUGCAACCGAUGAUUUCGAGGAUGUUGGCCACAGUGCUACAGCCAGGGCAAUGUUAGAGGAGUAUUAUGUUGGUGACAUUAAUUCAUCGAGCACUCCUGCUAAGACAGCAUCUGCCCCUCCAAAGCAGACUCAAAAGAACGAGGACGCAGGACCAGGAUUCAUCAUUAAGCUCCUCCAGUUCUUGGUUCCCCUCAUUAUCCUGGGUGUGGCUGUUGGAGUUCGCUUCUAUACCAAAUCAGCAGCCUAAAAGUUAGCAGGUUUCUUGUGUCAAAAGCCCUGCUGUCGUCACCUUAUACUAAUUGGUCGUAGUAGAGUUUUUGAUUUUUGUGGUAGUUGAAAAUGCAAUUUGUGUUUUAUUUUUUAACUCUUUAAGAAACUCGACAUUGCUUCUGUAUUCUUCAUCUUGCAUGCUUAAUUUGUUCAAGAAAUUGAUUUUCUUGAUUUGUUGA
This is a messenger RNA of Sesamum indicum (sesame), 769 nucleotides long. Its product is annotated as cytochrome b5. NCBI's taxonomy places the organism in Eukaryota, Viridiplantae, Streptophyta, Magnoliopsida, Lamiales, Pedaliaceae. Gene Ontology annotation, molecular function: heme binding. Gene Ontology annotation, cellular component: membrane; intracellular membrane-bounded organelle. The record is from RefSeq and is a predicted model, not a curated record.